Molecule: messenger RNA, 3936 nt
Organism: Aureobasidium namibiae CBS 147.97
Lineage: Eukaryota; Fungi; Ascomycota; Dothideomycetes; Dothideales; Saccotheciaceae
Exons: 2
Coding region: 1-3936 (1311 amino acids)
Molecular function (GO): guanyl-nucleotide exchange factor activity
Source: RefSeq, a predicted model, not a curated record
AUGGCUAUCGCAAGUAUCAUCAACGAGUACAGCGACGAAAGCGACGUCGAGGCCCUCGCUGGACUGGAGGCGAUGCGCAUGGCUGAAGCCCAGGAAGCAGACGCAAAUCGAGGCAGUGCUCUUUUCGGGUAUUACGGCUCUUCGUUGGCGAAUCUCUCUAACGAAGCUGACGAGACUGAUAUUCCCAUGGAUAUGAGCACGCUGAGCGGGGGUUACGAUGCCCAUAUGUCCUAUGGCGGUGAUCCGAGUACCUUGGCUGCAGGCCCGGAAGCUAAUGGUUCCAACUCGUUAUCUGCUUCGAACUCGAUGCGGCGAUCCAUCGGCUCAAGCAACCCGGAUAGCAUAUACGACCAUGCUAUGAGCCUCCACUCUCGUGGACCACCGGUCGCUCGUGUUGACGCUGGUGAUACUGGAGGGUUGACCGAUCCUGACGCCCUCAAUCGUAGACAAAGUUUUGACGAGGGCGACGAGUAUAGCCUUACAGACAAUAUGCUACAACCUGGCGAGCCUCCGGACAUGUUCUUCCAUCCUGGUCCUUCAACACACAGCCACGAUAGACCUUUGCCUCCUCCACCAAUCGUGUCCGACAACGGGGUUCCUCGUCUCAACACAAGUUUGCUCCAUCAGCGCUCAAACUCUCUUUCUCAUGCUCAGUAUCGCAUGACUCCUGACGGUUAUACCCCAUCUACGAUAGACACUGGCGCUGGUACCUUUCCUCGAUCUGCAUCGCUUCUCACUCACAGUCAAACCCCUCAAGUGCUUCAGCCUGCAAGAUCAAAAACAGAUGCGGAGGAGCGCAGACUCAAGCAAGGUUAUCGGGCUUCCAUCUACAACACUUUCGACAAUACGCCUGCCGCAAGUACGGUCGCUCUUGAUCUACCUAGUCUGCCUACAAAGCGUUUCAAUCCCUCGAAGCUUGGCGGAUCCGAUUUCAAAAAGUGUGAAGAACCUUGGGCACUGAGCUCGAUCCUCCAAUGGCUGUUACUCGUUGCAGAUCCUGAGAAAAUGACCGAGUUAAAGGAGUCGAUGGUCAAAGAAGCCCUGGUCUCACUCUUCACCAACAAAGUCCCUACCAUGAACAUCGCAGAUGCCGAAGUCCUGAGCAAUCGUGUUGUUGAGAACAUGUAUGCCUCACAGACCCUCAUCCCAGUCGAAGAAUGGGUUAGGCUCAGCCCAGGGCAUAUGAACGGUGUCAUCUUCCAAUUGACGCUGAAUGGGUGCUACUCACAUACUGUUCAUAACCACCUGUUCCAAGGUCGUUGUUAUUCCCAUCACUGUCAACGUACAUUGAAGAAGGUCAACCUCCAGACUGUGUCAACCCGAGCUUCUGAAGACUGGGCAACCUUCUACAAGCUCAAGAAAGAGGAUGUUGAGGGUCACGACAGGAAAGAAAUUGAGUUACAAAACAUCCUACAUGAGAUUGUGCAGACCGAAGAGGGCUUUAUGGGGGACCUUGAUGUGAUGAUCCGAUUAUACCGCGAUCCUCUGGCCACUGCCAAUCCUACGAUCAUCAGCCCCAACCGUCAGGAGAGAUUCUUGCGAGAUGUUUUCAGCAAGCUUGACUUGGUCAAGAAAGCAAACGUCGAGCAUCUGUUACCACAACUCAAGUACCGACAACAAGAACAAGGUCCAUGGGUCAAGGGAUUCAGUGACAUCUUCAGACAGUGGAUUCGCAAAGCCAAAACUGCUUAUAUCGAAUAUGCCACUGGCUUCCCCAGCGCAAACUCAUUGAUGCGGCAAGAGCUCGAGAAGAACAUCAGCUUCCGCAACUUUGUGGAAGCCGCGCGAGUGAACAAGCUAUCUAACAAACUUGGUUGGGACAACUACCUCAAAGCUCCCAUCACAAGAUUGCAACGUUACGGUUUGCUCUUGCAAACGGUCCACAAGAAUAUGCAGCAUGAUUGUGAGGAGAAGACUAAUCUUGCUACUGCUAUCGAGGAGAUCCGGGCCGUCACUUUGGAGUGCGAUUCCCGCGUUGCUGACCAGCAAAGAAAGGUUGACCUCUCUGAUCUCAGUCAAAAGCUUUUGUUAAGGCCUGGAAUGGCGUCCGAGGUUGAGCUCAAUUUGACGUCGAUUGGACGAGAACUGAUCUACCAAGGUGAUCUACAGAGAAUGGGCAACAACCGCUUUACCUGGGUAGAAUGUCAUGCUCUCCUAUUUGAUCAUUAUCUCAUUCUCGCCAAGAUCCUCUCAGUACCACAAAAAGGCGCGCCUAACAAGGUAGAGAGAUACGACGUCUCAAGACUGCCCAUUCCUAUGGAUCUACUGGUAUUGGAGAACAUCAACGAGGAUGUGGUGGUCCGUUCCUCAUAUGUCAAAGGAAUCACCGCCGUUACACCUUUACCGUCGAGGCCACUGCCAUCCAGUCCAGACUUGAAUAAGCUGGCUCGUAUUACAACCGCUCAAUCGAAUCACCCCACUCUGGCUACCGUUAAUACUGGCUCGUCAAUGACAAGUCUGAACAGCGUUGCAUCUGCACCUUCGAAACUUUCUAGUACCACAGUGCUCGACAACAACAAGGAUUCGGAAAAAGUUCUGUAUCCAUUCCGCAUCAAGCAUCUGGGAGGUAAGGAGCCAUACACGCUGUUUGCUGCUUCAGCAGGCAGUAGAAGCGAAUGGUACAACAAGAUCAUUGAAGCCAAAACCAAACACGCUGCUGCUCUAUUUGCGCAGAAUGCCGAACCAUUCCGUCUCAGAGUGAUCGCCGAUUCUGCCUUCUACUACGAUUCGAACGCAAAUACCAAGGAUCAAUACGGUGUUAGCAUGGUUGGGAAGCCAGUCAUAAUUAAAAGCACGCCCUUGGAUCGUGCUGUCAAGGAAGUAGAGAACAGAUUCAAGGCUAGUGGUCGCCCAGCUCCGAUCUGCAGAGCAAGAGUCAACUGUGCUACUAGCUUUACAACUUCUUAUCCUGGUACAAAACAUAUGGUUGCAGUGGGUACAGACUUCGGUGUCUACUGUUGCGAGAUGGACAACCCUAGGGGUUGGUUCCGCGCAAUCGCAGGCACCAAGGUCACGCAGGUUGCGGUGCUCGAGGAGUUCAACUUGUUCUUGCUCUUAGCCGACAAAGUUCUUUACGCACACCAUCUCGACGUAGUUUGUCAGCCUCUAUCCACUGGCGCGGCCGAGACAUCUUCGUCGCGUAAGGCGCCGCAAAGACUCUCCGGUAGUAGAGAUGUAGGUUUCUUCGCCGUCGGACGCAUGAAGGAUCGAACCCUGGUCUUCUACAAGAAGAGGGAUGGCAUUUCAUCGACGUUCAAGGUCUUGGAGCCCAUCUACCAAAAGUCGACCGAAAAGAAACGCGGUAUUUUCAAACGAGGAAACACCGAAUUCUUCCGCGAUUACGACGACUUCUAUAUCGGCACUGAAUGCCACGGCAUGAACCUCUUCCACAGCAGUCUGGCUAUAAGCUCAGACAAGGGCUUCGAAGUACUCACUCUAGAUAAGAAGCAACCCUGGAGUGUGCCAGAUUGGAAAGCUCCAGAGGUUGGCAACAUUCUACGCCAUGUCGAGAAACAGGAGACACUUGGCAUGCUUCGCCUGACCGACCAAGAAUUCCUGCUCUGUUACAACCACUGCGCAGUCUAUGUUAACAAGCAUGGCGAGAUCAGUCGUUCGGUCGUUAUGAACUUUGUUGCUAACGCAAAGAGCGCUGCACUGUAUGGGCCUUAUCUCGUCCUCUUCGACAACGAGUUUGUCGAAGUGCGCAAUGCGCAAAACGGGCGUCUGAAGCAGAUUAUCGCUGGCAAAGAUAUCAAAUGUCUCGACGACGGUGGUGGUGGCACACUCAGUGGCGGUAGUACCAAUACUGGCAUCGUCAAUGGUGUCGUUGGGUAUGGUGCUGCUAGCCGUACCAUCAAGAUCGUCAUGCAACAUCCUGCACUCGAGAAGACGCAGAUUGUUGUGGAGAUGGUGUUGAACAACGAGCAGAAGGAGUAG